Peronospora matthiolae is the source of this 588-nucleotide messenger RNA. The record is from the annotation of a GenBank genome assembly. Lineage: Eukaryota; Oomycota; Peronosporomycetes; Peronosporales; Peronosporaceae.
AUGUGCUGUCGAAGCAGCAAGAAGGGCGGCUGCACGCAUGCUUGCGGCCGUGAGAGUACCUUUCACACCUCAGCAGCAGGUGAUUCGUCGCCUGCUGCUAUGAAUCCUCCACGUGGUGAGUCACCACGUGCGACAGGUACAUCCGUUGCGUCUGCAGCGGGUAUCUCGAGUCGUAAUCAAGACGAGUCUGAGAUAGAGCUCAUCUAUUCUGGCGAGCCAGAUGCAUCAUCCGACUCGAAGGCGACUCCUCACGACUCGGGAUCAUCCGGGGCCGACACUGCAAGAGCCAGGUUGACUGGCUCUGGGGGAGGUGCGGCAUCAUGUCCGAGAUCUUCGGACCGAGCGAUUCUUCCGAUGUAUCCUCGCCUCGUGCAAGUCUAUCCGACGAUAGGACGCGUGGUGAUGGUGUUGAUGUCCCUAUGCAUCACCUCGAGAGAAGCAACUCGAGAGAUCGAGCUGCCACUGGUGUCAGUGCUCGUGCUGACACCAAUCAAGAGGCCAGGGACCGAAAUGUCCUGCGUUACGCUCCCCAAGUGGAGUCUCCGUGGAUGUCGCCAUCCAGAGAGCUGGACCGAUUGGCUGGCAUGA